This is a messenger RNA of Drosophila subobscura, 734 nucleotides long. RefSeq names its product transmembrane protein 50A. The record is from RefSeq and is a predicted model, not a curated record. The transcript is spliced from 4 exons. Gene Ontology annotation, biological process: late endosome to vacuole transport via multivesicular body sorting pathway; protein targeting to vacuole. Lineage: Eukaryota; Metazoa; Arthropoda; Insecta; Diptera; Drosophilidae. The coding region runs from base 85 to 543 and encodes 152 amino acids.
CUACACAUCUCUAAGCCAUUGUUGUCAUAUCUCGACCGAGUGUAAAAUAAAAAAAAUUGUUUUAAUUACGUUCUAAGUACAAUAAUGGGCGUGUUAGAGAAUGUCAAGGACUGGUUCACAUCAGACACAUCCAGGAAUAAGAAUUCUUCGCUUAUAGCUGGCCUAUUGUUUUUUGCAGGAUGGUGGAUCCUAAUCGAUGCCAUGUCUUCCGACGGCGGUCACCAAAUUACCACAGGAUAUGUCUUCAUAGGCAUAUUCGGCACCAUCAGCUUCUGUAUGGUGAAUGCAGUCAAAGGGGAGCAUAUUUCCGAAGAUAACUCGUCGGAGUCCGGGGCCAGGCUUGCCAAACUUUGGCUACUGGUUGGCUUCGUGAUGGGCUUCGCCUCCAUCAUAGCUGCCAUUUGGGUGAUGAUUGACGAUUUCAUCAACAAUGAUAAGAAAGAGGCCUGGCUAGGCGUCGCCCUGCUUCUACAGAAUGUCUUCAUAUUGUUCGCCAGUUUGGUCUACAAGUUCGGGCGCAACGAGGAGGAGUGGAACGAAUAAAGUCAUCCAUCCUUUGCUGCAUGUAGGAAACCGCUGCUUUUAGUAUUUAAAUCCAUACGUACAACAUAUUCAAACAGUCCACAAGGAUUAUGUCGGCGGCAGAGGCCAUCUCCCACCGCCUCAUCCCCGUUUUAAUGCAUAAUGACACACGUAUAAUCUCAUUUAUAGAAUACUAAAUAAACGACAAGUCA